UCCUUGCACAAAUUUUGCAGCACUGUUGAAGUUGAAUAUCCUGAAAUGCUACCUAGAGUGGUCAAAAACAUAUAUAAUGUGUUAAACAAUGGAUCAUUCGAUGAAUACAGAUAUUUCAAACACCAAGUCAGAUCAUUAAAGUUCAUACAGAAAGACCUGAUUGAUUAUAGAAAUUGCCCUCUUUGCCCACAAACUGGUGAGUUAGGUGUGGCCAUUCAUUCCAUGGAUGCUUGCUUUGGUCUAACUCGCAAAAAGUUGGCAAGGAAUAGUUUUGCCGUCCCAAACCAUGGCUGCCUUAAGUUUGCUGAUCAGGAUGAAGUAGAUGAUUUUGUUGAUCAAUAUAGCAAGUCUAAUAACAAAGUAAGAGAGAGUUGUCAGAUAUUUAAGGCAGGAGAAGUUACAGAAGCACUUCACUCCAAAGGAAAAAAUCAACUUUUUGAUGAAAAAGGAGUGUUUGGUAGUUGUUGCAGUCGGCAUUCACACCUUGGACGAUUUUUCAGCACUAAAUAUGGGGAAAGGCAAACAAGAGUCAUGACAUUUUGUCAAAAGUGUCAAUUUCGGUGCCGAUAUUUCAUUGUUAUGGACACAAGGCUUCAUGCCAGAUGGUCAGAAAAUUGCCACUCGCUUGUCCAGGCAAAUCGCCAAGAUCACGAACAAGAUGAAAUUAACAAUUGGGAAACACAAUGCUGCCAUUGAUUCUCUUCGUGAUGUUAUAAACAGUUUACCCGAUCGUCUGACAUUUGACAAAGCGAAAGAUCCUACAUCAGACCUUUAUGAGGGAUUUGAGUCUGGUGAGGAUGACAUU
Messenger RNA from Xenia sp. Carnegie-2017, 805 nucleotides. RefSeq lists its product as uncharacterized. NCBI's taxonomy places the organism in Eukaryota, Metazoa, Cnidaria, Anthozoa, Malacalcyonacea, Xeniidae. The record is from RefSeq and is a predicted model, not a curated record. Bases 46 to 696 code for a protein of 216 amino acids. The transcript has 7 exons.